Aegilops tauschii subsp. strangulata is the source of this 1351-nucleotide messenger RNA. RefSeq names its product probable glutathione S-transferase. The record is from RefSeq and is a predicted model, not a curated record. Gene Ontology annotation, cellular component: cytoplasm. NCBI's taxonomy places the organism in Eukaryota, Viridiplantae, Streptophyta, Magnoliopsida, Poales, Poaceae. Gene Ontology annotation, molecular function: glutathione transferase activity. Gene Ontology annotation, biological process: glutathione metabolic process.
AUCAUAUGCCUAUAAGUACUCGCAUCUUAGAUAGUAGCUUAACCAGCCAAGAUAUCAGCAAGCAAGAACCUGCAGUAAGCUAGCAAAGGAAAGAUGGCUGAACCGGUUAAGCUAAUCGGCACAUUGGCGAGCCCAUUCGUCCACCGCGCCGCUGCCGCCCUGCGGCUCAAAGGGGUGCCCUACGAGCUGAUCCUGGAAGAUCUCCAGAGCAAGAGCGAGCUGCUGCUGAAGCACAACCCCAUCCACCAGAAGGUGCCGGUGGUUCUUCACGGCGACCGAGCCAUCUGCGAAUCCCUCGUCAUCAUGGAGUAUAUCGACGAGGCCUUCGACGGACCGCCCCUCCUGCCGACUGAUCCCUACGACCGCGCCACCGCCCGUUUCUGGGCGCAGUUCCUGGAACAGAAGUGCUCGAGGCCGUUCUGGCUGGCCAUGUGGCUGGACGCCGGCGAGGAGCAGAAGGGGUUCGUGAAGGAGAUGAAGGAGAACCUGGCGCUGCUGGAAGGGCAGCUUCAGGGGAAAAAGUUCUUCGGCGGCGACUCCAUUGGCUACCUCGACGUCGCGGCCUGCGGGUCGGCUCACUGGAUCUACGCGUUCGAGGAGGUGACCGGGGUGAGCUUGAUGGGCGAGAACGAGUUCCCUGCUCUGCGCCGCUGGGGAAAGGAGUAUACUGAGAAUGAAAGCGUGAAGGAGUGCCUGCCGGCGAGGGUGCAGCUCGUCGCCCUCUUCAGCGCGAUGAAGGACAAAUACAAGAUGAUAACAAACGGGAUGCUCCAUCAGUAGUAGCAACUCGAUCGGUGCAAUGCAGUGUGCCAGUAUAAUUAUCCAUGUUGUGUGCUAGAAUAAAGUUUGUGGAAUCGUGACUCCAUAAUCUACCGGGAUGUAUUCUUAUGUAUGUGUGUGACAUAAAAAAUCAUGAGUGCUUAAUAUUGGUGCUAUAUGGGUGUGUCUAGGGCCGAAAAUGCUGCACUUGCGAAUAAGUCUUACGAAAUCUUACGUACUAACUCCCCUUUCCCCUAAUCAACUACUAAUCCCCCUGAAUUUCGUAACACUAAUUACGUAAGCAAUUUACGUAGGUGUAGAAGAACUCGUCUAGGGCUCUUCCAGAUAUGACAAAACUAUAUCACAUCUAAGUAUGACAUCAACAGUAUUGUGGCCACGAGAGAUAUGUCUUGCUUACAGCGAGACGGUAGCUUCUCUCAUGUCGAGUAUCUACAGUAACGGGCCGGGCAUUAGCGCACUUAAAAGAAAUGGCAUAGAGAAAAAAAUGUUCGAGAGCCGGGUCAUUAGCGCACUUAAAGAAAUGGCAUAAAGAAAAACUACAGUAACAGGCCAGGCCAUUAGCGCACUUAAA